CUGAGCAGCACUCUUACAUGCGACACCCGGCCGGAUCGGAAUUAUCAUUUGUAGACUCAGACAAUCACAGUUAAGCCAUGGCAGAGCAAGAGAACGAGGAAUUAGCAUCGUCGGAUUUAGGCACUCUCGAUUUCUGGGAACACGCGUACGCGCAGGAGCUUGACAACUUCCGUGAUCACGGCGACGUGGGCGAGAUAUGGUUCGGCGCGGCCAAUUCGCGCAAGAUCGUACGAUGGAUUGCGACGAAAUUGGAUUUAAACAAAGAAUGCGAUAAGAUAAUUGAUGUAGGAUGCGGUAAUGCAAUGACUUUAGUAGAACUGGCAAAAGAAGGAUUUGCUAAUUUGAUGGGAGUAGAUUAUUCACAGAAAGCAGUAAAUUUGGCUCGCAUGAUCCUGAACGAUAACAAUUUGUCAAAUGUAAAAUUGGAAGUCUGCGAUAUUUUGAAUAAUACAUUGCCGCAUGAUUUUAAACUCGUUCAUGAUAAAGGCACUUACGAUGCUAUCAGUCUAAGUCCAGAAGAUCCAACGGUGAAACGACAGAAAUAUAUUGAAAAUAUACAUCGUAUUCUUUUACCAAAAGGAUAUUUGGUACUGACUUCCUGUAAUUGGACCAAAGAGGAAUUGCUGAAACACUUCACGAAUUAUUUCGAAUUUGAAAGUCAACUUCCUACGGAUACAUUCCAGUUUGGUGGACAAACAGGAAACGUUGUAACACAAUUGGUGUUUCGGAAAAAGUAAAUCUUUAUAUACUUUUAUAUGGAAAUAAAUAAAAUACUUCUCUAAUC
Molecule: messenger RNA, 784 nt
Organism: Linepithema humile (Argentine ant)
Lineage: Eukaryota; Metazoa; Arthropoda; Insecta; Hymenoptera; Formicidae
Product: EEF1A lysine methyltransferase 2
Cellular component (GO): cytoplasm
Molecular function (GO): protein-lysine N-methyltransferase activity
Source: RefSeq, a predicted model, not a curated record